AUGACAGAGAGGGAGCUCCACGCGGAUGUCCGAAAGUUCUAUCAAGAUACUUCUCAAACUCUAACCGGCCUGCGACCUUAUCCCACCGAGCGAGAAGUCCAAGAUGCAGCCGCGGCGUGGCAGCAAAAGGACAACAUCGAGAAUGCCAUCCGCGAAGCGGUUCGAAAGGGCAGCCCAGAUAGCGGCGGCACUACAGACACCGUCAUACCCCUCAAUGCCGCCGAGAAACGCGCUCUGAUCAACGAGAUUGACCAUUCGUUCUCUGAGAACGGGAUGUGGAUGGUCAUCUUCACUGUCAGCCUGAGUGCUUUUCUCCAAGGCUUUGUACAGAGUAGUCAGAACGGUGCAAAUCUGUUUGCUGAUCAGUGGCUUAAGUCUGGGCAGCACCCUGUCAACUCCCAGUUCGCUUAUGCCAACGCAGCUGUUUACUUCAGCGCUGCUGUUAUAGGAUGUCCCCUUGCUGCACCGAUGAGUUCACUGUUUGGUCGCCGUGGCGUCAUCAUUGUUGCCUCGUUUCUCAUUUUUGCGGCAUCCGUUGGCUCGGCUUGCAUUACACUCAAUGACGAUGCGUGGCUCGUUCUUGGGAGCAUCAGAUUGAUCGGCGGUGUCGGCAUGGGCUUGAAGGCUACUAGCACCCCCAUCCUCGCAGCGGAAACGGCAGUUGGCUCGUGGAGAGGCUCUUCAGUUCUGUUAUGGCAGCUAUGGGUCUCUUUUGGCAUCAUGAUGUCUUUUAUUGUCAAUAUUUGUUUGAACCAGAUUGACGACAAGAAUCUAAAGCUCCGCUUGAUUCUGGCCUCUCCAGCAGUGUUUGCGCUUAUGCUCAUGUAUACUGUGGCCAAAUGCCCCGAGUCAUUCCGCUACUACUUGAUGCCAGGGUCGAGAAAGUAUAGCCCUGAAAAGGCAUAUGCCUCGUUGCUGCGAUUGCGCAACACUAAGCUACAAGCAGUCAGAGACUUGUACUUGACAUACAAGGGAAUAGAUAGCGAGUUCGAAAACGAAGGAUGCGAUAGUACCAAGGCCGCCCCAAAACCUCGAACGCCAGUAGUUGGGGCUUUAAGUCACUACGUGCGACAGUACUGGAAAAUCCUGAAAGUCGAUCGGCUUCGGAAUGCAGCUAUUACAACAGGGAUUGUGGCUUUGUCGCAGCAAUUUUCUGGAAUUAACAUCAUGGCGUUCUACGGUGGGACAACACUUGCAGGUAUUAGUCCAGGCAAUCAGCCAACAGAAGAUGAAAUCUCCAAGGCUAUGCUGUAUAACUUGAUCUUUGGUCUGUUGAACUUCUUAUUCUGCUUACCCGCUAUCCACUCCAUAGACGUUCUGGGAAGAAGGAAGGUUCUACUCUUCACAAUCCCAGGUAUGGCCUUAACCUUGAUGGCAGCGGCUAUAAGCUUCAAUACGGCAAAUGAGGAUGUGAGAAACGGACUGGUAGCCUUCUGGAUUUACUUUCACACAGUAUUUUAUAGCCCAGGAAUGGGGCCAGUGCCGUUCGUGUUAGCUGCGGAAAGCUUUCCUUUGGCCUUUCGUGACACUGGCGCGUCGCUUGCAAUAUCCAUCAACCUUCUAUUCGCUGGCCUCCUGGCAUGGCUGCAACCCCUACUGGUCGCUGGCAUUAGGUUUGGGGGAACGCUUGGGGUGUUUGCUGGCUUGAACGUCGUUGCCUUUGUUCUCAUCUUUCUCCUGAUGGAGGAAACGAGCGGCGUGCCUCUUGAAUCUCUGGGAUAUGUAUUCAACCAGCCGAAGAAGGGUCUAAUCCACUUCCAACUGUUUGAGGUUUUACCAUGGUUCGGUCGGUUCAUUCUUGGUAGGAGUAGUCUUGCCGAAAGACCAGAACGUACUGUCGACCUGAGUCCCAGCUCGGUGCCAGAUGCUUCGGUCACUGAUGAUGAUGAGGAGCGCAUUUGGAACAGCGAUAAUGUUUUAAAUGGAGUGAGGCUCGCCGAUAUGUCAGGGGGAAACGGAAGAGGCUGA
Messenger RNA from Fusarium proliferatum ET1, 1968 nucleotides. RefSeq lists its product as uncharacterized. The transcript is spliced from 7 exons. Gene Ontology annotation, molecular function: myo-inositol:proton symporter activity. The record is from RefSeq and is a predicted model, not a curated record. Gene Ontology annotation, cellular component: membrane. Gene Ontology annotation, biological process: transmembrane transport. NCBI's taxonomy places the organism in Eukaryota, Fungi, Ascomycota, Sordariomycetes, Hypocreales, Nectriaceae. The coding region runs from base 1 to 1968 and encodes 655 amino acids.